Molecule: messenger RNA, 435 nt
Organism: Anopheles maculipalpis
Lineage: Eukaryota; Metazoa; Arthropoda; Insecta; Diptera; Culicidae
Product: DNL-type zinc finger protein-like
Exons: 2
Coding region: 1-435 (144 amino acids)
Biological process (GO): protein folding; protein import into mitochondrial matrix; protein stabilization
Cellular component (GO): mitochondrion
Molecular function (GO): protein-folding chaperone binding; zinc ion binding
Source: RefSeq, a predicted model, not a curated record
AUGGCUUUAGUGAGGAAUAUAUUACGCCUAGUUUGUCGACAAAGUGUGCUCCAAUUAGCUUCCCCAGUACGGACAAAAUUUUCCUCACAUAUCGCCAGCAUAGCGAGCAAUUCAAUUCGCAAUUCGCCGUUCUGUACCACAGUUUCACCACCUGCUGAGAGUGCACAAAACAGCGACACAAAUGAACUAGGCCGGAUACAGGCGCGUAAGAUGAGUCUCAUAUUUACGUGCAAAGUGUGCAACCAUCGGAACAUGAAAACGAUAUCCAAACAAGCGUACGAAAAUGGCGUAGUAAUAGUGACGUGCGAUGGUUGCAGCAAUCACCACCUAAUAGCAGACAAUCUAAACUGGUUUACCGAUCUAAAUGGAAAGCGAAACAUUGAAGAGAUACUGGCCGAGAAGGGGGAGAAAAUCACCAAAAUUUUUGAAAAAUAG